This is a messenger RNA of Leptopilina heterotoma, 1321 nucleotides long. RefSeq names its product adenosine receptor A2a-like. The transcript is spliced from 3 exons. Gene Ontology annotation, cellular component: membrane. Lineage: Eukaryota; Metazoa; Arthropoda; Insecta; Hymenoptera; Figitidae. The coding region runs from base 335 to 1321 and encodes 328 amino acids. Gene Ontology annotation, molecular function: G protein-coupled adenosine receptor activity. The record is from RefSeq and is a predicted model, not a curated record. Gene Ontology annotation, biological process: G protein-coupled adenosine receptor signaling pathway; adenylate cyclase-activating G protein-coupled receptor signaling pathway.
AAAAAAAAUGCCUAUCAAUUCGUAUUUUUUCUCUCGAACUGUGAAUAAAAUAAAAAAAAAUCCAAAGAUUCAGUGAAGAGGAAAAAAAUUUGGAAUCAUUAUUAUACAAUAAUGAAAUAAGACGUUUGCACUUUGCAAAAAGGAAGAAAAGGAGAGAAGAACAAAAGGAAGAAGGAUAAGAUAUAAAAAGGAAGUGAAAAAAUAUCAAGAUUACUAUAUAUGUAUACAUUAGUAAAAAUUUUCUAGAAAUAAUUCAUAAAAAAUUUGUCAAUUUUAAAUAAAAAUUUGUCAAUUAUUAUUCUUCCUCAUUGAGGAAAGGAUAAAAUUUUUUGUUAUGGAAACUGAAAGAAAUUGGACGGAAUUAACGAGUAUUAUUAAUUAUACACUCAGUGAUACAAUAAUUAACGAUGAUGAGAACAAAAAUUCACAAUUGAAUAUUCCCUAUACAGUGUGUGAAAUUUUAGUGGCUAUUGGUGCAAUAUUUGGCAAUGGAUUAGUGAUAAUAAUAUUUAUUAGAGAACGAAAAUUACGACGACGAACUAAUUACUAUAUAAUAUCAUUAGCUGUCGCUGAUUUAUUAGUGGGACUCUUUGCAAUACCAUUUGCAAUUUUAGCCAGUAUUGGACUACCAAUUAAUUUACACGCCUGUCUAUUUACCGUGUCUGUUUUAAUAGUGCUUUGUACAAUUAGUAUAUUCUGCCUUGUUGCAGUUUCCAUUGAUCGAUACUGGGCUAUUAUUUAUCCUAUGGCAUAUUCACGAAUUGUUCGAACAAAAACAGCAAUUGGUAUAAUUUGCAUUUGCUGGAUUGCUGGUGGUUUGGUGGGUUUUCUACCACUUGCAGGUUGGAAUGCAGGAAAAAAACUUGAUGACAACUGUAUAUUCACUGAAGUUAUGGACUACAAUUAUUUAGUAUUUCUUUAUUUGACAACAAUUAUUAUACCUGGAAUUUUAAUCGGUGCCUCGUACGCUCACAUAUAUCGAGUUGUUAUAAAACAAUUACAGCAAAAUGUGACGAUAAAUCCAAUUGGCUCGAAAGAAUUUCAACCAGGAACGAUGCUUCGUCUUUUGGGCGCUGCACAAAAACGAGAAGUUAAAGCAACACAAAAUUUAGCGAGAAUUGUUAUUUUUUUCAUUAUUUGUUGGUUUCCAUUGUAUACGAUUAAUUGUAUUGUCGCAUUUUGUCCCAAGUGCUCUGUGAAUCAAGUGUUUCUCAAUUUUUGCAUUAUUCUCUCACAUCUGAAUUCCGUGGGUAAUCCCAUUCUCUAUGCUUAUCAUUUAAAAGAUUUUCGAAAUGCAGUUAAACAUUUUUUUUGCAGAUAA